UUCCUAAAAUAAUCAACUUCAAUUUUUGUUUUUCAUUGUCUUGCAUCCAAUGAAGUAAGAUUAGAACAACCAUUAACUAUGAGUAAAAUUAAAAAAAUCUGAAACAUUUGUUCCAUCUAAUGUAAGAGUUUAAUGCUCAGAUCUUGCACAUUUAUUGAUGGCCAAGGAAGCACUUCUGAAGUGGAUAUUGAAGAUUUAGGAAAAUCAAAAGCUGAUCUAUUAGCUCCAUUUUCAGCGAAGUUGAUUGAUGGUAUUAACCAAAGCGAGGCUAGGCGUAGAGCCCUCGUGCUUUUAUGUUUUGUUUACAUGAAUGCAAAUGCAAAGGAUGCUUACGUUACAUCAGUUGAUCGCAAGGGAUUCGAUGUGCUAGCAAAAGUCACCGGUCCAGUUUUGAAGGAUGGUGUUGGUCAGUACCAAUGGAAAGAGUUCAGGUUCAUGUUCAAGCAAGAGGCAAACGAUGUUGAAAUGUUCUGUAAUCAAUUAGUUGAAAUGGAACAGGAAGUGAUCAAUAAGGUUUCAGCUUCUAGUGGAUUAAAUUAAAUAUGUAACCUUUGUUGGAUCAUUUUCUUUUGGUAUAAUAAUUUUUGUUUUCAGCUAAAAGAUGGGUUAUGUGACAGUUACACAUGCAAUUGUGCAAGAGACUGCUCAUCACGAUAGUGUACUUUUCAUAUUAUUAUAAAUGACGUAAAAGAACUUUUUUUUUAA
Cicer arietinum (chickpea) is the source of this 705-nucleotide messenger RNA. RefSeq lists its product as uncharacterized. The record is from RefSeq and is a predicted model, not a curated record. Lineage: Eukaryota; Viridiplantae; Streptophyta; Magnoliopsida; Fabales; Fabaceae.